This is a messenger RNA of Mercenaria mercenaria, 2643 nucleotides long. RefSeq lists its product as uncharacterized. The coding region runs from base 265 to 2643 and encodes 792 amino acids. Gene Ontology annotation, molecular function: calcium ion binding; monoatomic ion channel activity. Gene Ontology annotation, biological process: monoatomic ion transport; transmembrane transport. The transcript is spliced from 15 exons. NCBI's taxonomy places the organism in Eukaryota, Metazoa, Mollusca, Bivalvia, Venerida, Veneridae. Gene Ontology annotation, cellular component: membrane. The record is from RefSeq and is a predicted model, not a curated record.
ACAACAACUAUAUUCAUAGCUUCAGAAGAGGAGAAUAUUAUAUUGAUAUGAUCAAAUCGGAUUCAUCAGAUUGUUUCUAAAGUAGUGUACAUGACCCUUCCUGAGGGAGUAAUUCAAUUUAUAUUGGAAUGCACGCCAUUCUAGGAUAUAUAGACUUUUCAGCAGAUUACCAACAAUUCUGAUUCUAUAAUAGUGUAUUGAUCUAUUGCACAAUCCAGUUGAUAAUUAUGAACUAGACACGCAGCGUACGGAUAUACCUGCAAAAUGAAGGAAACUUUCCAAAAUUCGAAUGAAAAUUUUGUUGAGAGUAUCAAUACAGAAAGUGUUGUUCAAAUUGAGAACAAUGGUUUAAUUAAUGAGAAUAUGAGCGGAGUAGACACAGAAAUAUAUGAUAAUAAUAUGGAAAAUGUAAAAGCACCGGAAAACAAUCUGGAAGAUGACAACAAGGUUGGACAGAAACAUGAUUCAACGCUGCAAAAUGGUACGGAUUUGAAUACCACGGACAACAGAAAUGUAGGGAACUUUCUUGAGGAAGAAGUUAAUAAACCGUUAUCAAAUUGCCCGCGUAUAUUCAAAGACGAGUCAAGAAUGGGAAAAGACAAUGAAGCUUUUACCAACAGCAGCCAAGACAUUCAUGAUAAUUGUGCAUCGAUACAAAACGUAGACACUGACGAAUUGAACAAGAACUAUCUCAGUCCAAACGGACAUGAAUCAUUAAGCACAGAAACAUUUGAAGACGUUGUAAAUGUUGUGACAAAUAAGGACUCUGUGAACAGUGUCGAAAAUGAAGAUGUUCCAACGUAUCUCCCACAACAAGUAAGGUCACGGCGAAGAGCAAAAAUUGGAUCAGAAGACCUUAUAACAAAUGAUGAUCUGCUUUUAGCUGCUACGCUUGUUGCCAAUGCGAUGCAGGGACAUAAAUUUGAUGUCAAACGAGAGCCAAGAUAUGUCAGGUCGUACAAUCUUUUUAAGUCCAUAUAUCUUCGGCUACCGCUAUACGUCGCUAUCAUAGUAACAUUGGUGUUGGCUGUAUUCGAGGAACCUGCGGUACCGGGUCUGGAUCUACCUUACUGGGUCACAAUGUCGGUGGAAACAACUUGUCUUUUGUUCUUCAUAUUUCGAAUUUGUCAUCACGCCCACUGGAGAAUUCCUCGAGACUUCAAAAAGGAUCUUAAGAUGAUCAUCGCUAUUGCUUGCAUCAUUAUUACGGCGCUUGACAUGAUUGCAUAUGUUCUUGUUAUUCAAUUCACUGGAAGCAAAGCUGUAAGGUGGUCAAGGUCAUUGAGGCCACUGCUGAUAAUGAACUUCUCCGAUGGUACACACUUGAAGCGAGCCUGGGCCAAUAUUCGGAUGACAUUGAAACAAAUCGUUCAUGUCAUCGUUCUGUUCUAUUUUUUGAUCGUGGUAUUCUCCCUCGUGGCUAUGAAAAUGUUCCAGUACAGGGGAGACAUGAAGUUUCCUGAUGGAAGCGAGUACUUCAAAAAUUAUUUGGAGAGUUUCUGGCAAUUGUAUAUCCUAGUUACAACCGCAAAUAACCCAGAUGUCAUGAUGCCUGCAUAUGACAAAAAUCGCUGGUAUUGUCUGUUUUUCACUGUGUAUAUCAUAUUGUGCCUAUAUCUCAUGUUGAACAUACUGCUUGCUGUUACCUACAACAGCUACAGAGAAAAUAUGAAGGAUCAGAUAAAACAUUCAGCACAUAUGAAAAGAAAAAUUUUACAUCAAGCAUUCGAAGUCAUUAAAAUAAAUGUAGAUGGCAACGAAAUGGUGACAUACAAGACGUGGAAAAGGCUCAUCAGGCUGGCACAUCCCGGAAAAACUAACCAUCAAAUUGAUCUUCUUAUGAUGGUCCUGGAUACUGACAGAUCCGGGUUUAUAAGUCGACAGCAGUUUCUUAAUAUUGCCGAUUUGUUGAAUGUUCCUAUAUCAGUUGUAUCAGAGAGGAAAAAUUUCAUGGAACUGCACUUUAAAAAGAUCUACAAAUCAAAACUGAGUAAAAAUCUGAGAAAAAUGGUUGAUUCGAUAUAUUUCAGUUUAGCCUAUGACGGCAUUGUGGCUAUCAAUGUAGUACUAUUAUGUCUCAAUGUCGACGAUGCCGACUGGUUCUUUCUGGCUUUGUAUGUAUUAGAAAUUGCUUUAAAGUGGUAUACUUUCGGUACCAAAAGAUAUUUCUACAAUUUUCAAAACUGGACUGACGUUAUCAUAACAAUUUUGUCAUUAGUAGUUUUGGUUGUAACCGAAACUGGUACAGCAGGUAGCACGAAUUCAGAAAUCCUCAGCGUGCUUAAUGUGUUCAGAAUCUUCAGAAUUCUCCGAUGCCUCAUAGAAUUCGAAAGGUUUCGAAUUAUUUUCGAUGCUGUUUUCAACGUUUCAUUUUCCAUAUUUACCUACUGCGGAAUAUUGUUUAUUGUUUUCUACUGUUUCGCAAUCAUUGGGAUGGAAAUAUUUGCGGGGAAGAUUGAAUUUCUCGGAGAUGCACCAAACGCUACAGAACGAGCAGUAUACUGCGACAAUCCUGCACUGAACGGAAGCCUUUUUACUGCUAACGGCUAUUGCAAGAUCAAUUUCAAUGAUAUCUUGAACUCAUUUGUAGUCCUUGCAUCUUUGCUCAUUGGAAACAAUUGGCAUGAUAUCCUUUUCAUGUGA